GGAGCAGAACGGAACUUUUGUGGACUUUUGGGGCGUCAUGACCGACAGGUCUCUGCCCGCCUCGCCGAACUGGUACUGCUCGCGCUGCAGUGACGUCAGCAGCAGCGGCGUGCUGGGGGUCGGAGCCAGAAAUGUGGUUUAUUUGAUUGACGUGAGCGCAUCCGCGUGCCGGGUCACAGGGCAGCUGGUGGGCCAUGCGAACCUGGUAUCAGGCUUCUCCUUCUGCCAGCACGCGGGUCAGAACCACGUCUGCGUCAGCUCCUCCACCGACGGCAGCGUCCGCUUCUGGGACUCCAACAGCAGGACGCUGAUCCGGGAGCAGCUGGCUCAUCAGAACCCCGUCUCGGCGCUGCACUGGUCCCCGGUGGACAAAGACCUGGUGGUGUCGGGGGACGAGAAGGGGGUGGUGGUGUGCCACUGGUUCCACACCGGAGACGCCGCCAGCUUCUUCCCUGAGCCCAGGACCAUCGUCUGCCUCACCUGCUCGCCCCACACUUGGAGCUGUGUGGCCGUUGGGUACAAAGACGGCAUGAUUGUUCUGGUGGAUGUCAGUAAGAAGGGGGAGGUGACGCACCGCCUCCGCGGACACGACAACGAGAUCCACUCGCUGGCGUGGUCGCCCGUGACGGGGGAGCCGGCGCUGUACAGCCGAGCCGAGGACGACCCAGGUUCUGCAGGACGGAGCGGGUCUGGGCCGUACCGCGGCGACUUUAACGGUUUGUGUGGUUCUGCAGCAGACGGAGCGUCUGCAGGAGAGCGCGGAUGCUACCUGGCUUCAGGGAGCAAAGACCACACAGUCAGGAUCUGGAGCACCGCCAAGGGCAAAGGAGUCAUGACCCUGAAGCUGCCGUUCCUGAAGAGGAGAUCCUCCGCCGUCGACCCCGGGGUCAAAGAGCGCCUCUGGCUGAGCGUCCACUGGCCCCCGGGCCGACCCACCGAGCUGGUGUCCAGCUGCUUCAGCGGAGAGCUGCUGCUGUGGGACCUGACCAGAGGCGGGAAGCAGCGCUGGACUCUGUUUGGAUCCUCCGCAGAGGGUCAGAACCACAACCGGAUCGUCUUCAACACCAGCUCGCUGCGCCUGCAGGACGGCGGGGAGCUGCUCCUCAGCACCUCCAUGGACCGGGAGAUCAAAUGUUGGGACCUGAAGACCCUCAGCUGCUGUUGGACCCUCUUCUCCCUGGGGGGCGCCGUCAACUCCCUGACCUUCUCCCCCGUGGGGGCGGGCUGCCUAGCGCUGGGCGUGGGUGACAACAUGAUCCGGGUGUGGAACACUCUGAGCUGCCAGAACCAGUACGACAUCCGGACCUUCUGGCAAGGCGUCAAGUCCAAAGUGACCGCGCUGGCCUGGCACCCCCACAAAGAAGGAAGCCUGUCCUUCGGAACCGAAGACGGGAAAGUUGGAAUCUACGACGUCUUCUCAAGCAAGCCUCCUCAGAUAUCCAGCUCCUACCACAGGAAGACGGUGUACACGCUGGCCUGGGGGCCGGCCGUGCCCCCCCUGUCCUUUGGUUCAGGUGGAAAGCAGAGCUUCAGCUUGUACAGCUGCGCUGGUGAAGGCGUGAUUCUGCAGCACGAUGCGGCGAGGCUGAGCGGCGAGGCCUCCGACAUCGACCAGCUCAUCAAAGACACCAACAGCAUCAAGCACAAGCUGUCUCCACACACCGACCUCAGCUGGAAGCCGGAUGGGACAGUCGUUGCCAUCGGUAACGAGGACGGGUCCAUUGAUGUUUUCCGAGCCCCCGACCUGAAGCUGCUGUGCAGCGUCCAGCAGCACCACAAGAUCAUCAACUCACUGCGAUGGCACCACCAGCACGGCUCCGCCCCCCAGCUGCACGCCCUCCUGGCCUCGGGCUCCAGCAACGCCAUCGUCUACGUGCACGACCUCCGCUCCGUCAUAGAUGACCCUCCAGAGACUCCGGUCGUCCUGACUGAACCGUUCCGGCGGCUGUGCGGUCACACAGCGAAGAUCACCGGGAUGGCGUGGAGUCCACAUCACAGCGCCCGGCUGGUCACGGCCUCGUAUGACGGCACGGCUCAGGUGUGGGACGUUCUGGAGGAAGCCGCCGUCUCCAACUAUCGGGGUCACGUGGGGUACCUGCUGUGCGUGGACUGGUCUCCCGUGGAUCCGGACGUGGUCUGGACCGGAGGGAAAGACUUCACGGUGCAGGAGUGGAAGGUCUCCCAGCAGGAGUUCACCAACCCGCCUAAAGGUAAGAAGAUGAGCAUGCUCCAGGACAAGAAGAAGUCUGGCUCCAAGCAGAAGAAGAAGAACCGCAGCGCAGCGGGGCCCGGAGGAGACGGGGUGCCGAAGAUGAACGGAGACGGAGAGAAGAGGUCGGCGGAGCAGUCGGAGGAGGAGGAGGAGGAGGCGAGGUCCACGAGCAGCACGGAUCCUCCAGGAGCGUCUCUGGAGAUCCAGAAGAAAUCCUCGUCUGCCAUCAAGAGUAAAGAGAAGCCUCCAGACCCGGGCCUCCUGAAGAAGAAGAAGCCUCGCUCCAUGCUGCCGGUCAGCACCGCCAUGGACCACCGGCCCAGAGAGGAGCUGCUGCAGGACUGCAUCGCUCUGGCCGCGGUGCAGCACUCAGCGCCCCCUGCUGGCUGCAGCCCGGGUCAGGGCGACCACGUCCACUUGGGGCUGUUCGCGGACCGCCGCGCUCUGCACCGCAUGCUGCAGGCUGAAGAGGAAGGUCACGUGGAGGCGGGGCACUUCGACUCGGUGGUGUACCUGCGGCUGUGGAGCGGCGACCUGCAGGGGGCGCUGCAGCUGGCGACGGAGAGAGGAGAGCUGAACGACCACCUGCUGUCCGUGGCUCCGAUGGCCGGUUUCGCCGCCUGGAGCGGCGCCGUGGAGGCUUACGUCCGGCAGCUGGUCCUGCAGGAGCAGUACCUGAAGGCGGCGUCUCACCUGCUGUCCGUCCACAGAGUGCACGAGGCCGUGGACCUGCUGCGGACCCACAGGCUCUUCAGGGAGGCCGUCGCUCUGGCUAAAGCACGGCUGGCGCCGGACGAGCCGGUCCUGAAGGAGCUGUACGCCAGCUGGGCCGCGGUUCUGGAGAAGGACGGCCAUCUGUCUGCAGCGGCGAAAUGUCACCUCGCCGCCGGCUCCGGGUUCGACGCCGCCAAAGUCAUCGCCAAGAAGAACGACGUGGCGUCUUUGAGGACGGCGGCCGGCGUGGCCAGGAUCUCGGGGGAGGGGGCUCUGGCUCAGACGCUGGCGCUGCGAUGCGCCAAAGAUCUGGCGGCUGCUCAUGAUUGGCUGGCGGCGCAGGAGGUCCUGCGCGGUCAGGAUAACCUUCUGGUCCACAGGCUGCACCUCUGCACGGCCGAACUGCUGACCGCGGCGCUGCUGGACGCCGGGGUCAUCCCUGCAGCCUCCUGUAGCUCCACCCACCAGUGGGCGGAGCCAGAGAAACAUCCCAGCACCAUCCAGGACCGGGUGAGAGACGUGUGGGAGGAGGAGUUUGGCCUUUCCGCAGCAGAAGACGGCAGCGUGGAGGCUCUGCUGCAGGAGCUGCGGUCUGUGGAGAGCCCCGCCCCCAGCGCCAGCGCCCCCCUGAAACAGGUGCUGCUGCAGGCGGCGCUCCACCUGAGCCGCGGCGUGCUGGGCUGGAUCCUGGACGACGACGCGCUGCUGCUGACGGAGCUGUGGUGGGCGGCGGCCUGGAUCCGGGACGCCGGGCUCUUCUGCGCCUCCGCCGAGAUCUGCAGGCGGAUGUUCCCUGAAGGUGACGUCACGCUUUUCUCCAGAAAACGUCCAAAAACCCUGAAGGCGUCAGACGGCGAGGCGCCAGACGGCGAGGCGAGCGCCGCGCUCCGCAGCCUGCAGGCCUUCGUCUGCUACCACCGCCUGUACGAGCGCUGGUGGAGGUGCGCCGCAGAGCCGGCGCCGCCUGAAGGCGAGGAGGACUUUGGCGUGCUGCUGUCCGAGCCGCACGCCGCCUGUCAGAGCGUGCAAAGGGCGGUGCAGGAGGUCCAGGAGCGGCUGGCCGCCAUGGUGCUGCAGCACAGCCGGGCGCAGGAUUCUGAUGGAGGCGGGCUCCACCAGAACCCUGCAGAGAACAGCUCCGAGGAUCCGGAGACUCUUCUGUCUCUGUCCUCCAGCAUGUCCAAACACCAGCAGCAGCUGCUCGACCUGCCCGACUCCCUGAAGGCGUUUCCUCAUCCGGACGUCCUGGAGUGUUGCCUCGUGCUCCUGCACCUCAGCCGAUGCUCGGGCGCCGUGUCCGCGUCGCUGCGGCAGAAAGCGGAAGAUCUGCUGCAGAAAGACGGGAAGAGUCCCGCCGUCCUGAAAGCGUCUCGCCGCUUCGUCACAUGAUCACCUCUGCACCUGUACAGUUUGGAUUAAUAAAAGAACCAUGAAACUCA
Messenger RNA from Oryzias melastigma (Indian medaka), 4365 nucleotides. RefSeq names its product gem (nuclear organelle) associated protein 5 (gene gemin5). The record is from RefSeq and is a predicted model, not a curated record. NCBI's taxonomy places the organism in Eukaryota, Metazoa, Chordata, Actinopteri, Beloniformes, Adrianichthyidae. Gene Ontology annotation, molecular function: protein binding. The transcript is spliced from 27 exons. Bases 38 to 4315 code for a protein of 1425 amino acids.